Wallemia mellicola CBS 633.66 is the source of this 980-nucleotide messenger RNA. RefSeq names its product glucosamine-6-phosphate isomeras-like protein. Gene Ontology annotation, molecular function: glucosamine-6-phosphate deaminase activity; identical protein binding. The record is from RefSeq and is a predicted model, not a curated record. The transcript has 3 exons. Gene Ontology annotation, biological process: D-glucosamine catabolic process; N-acetylneuraminate catabolic process; carbohydrate metabolic process. Gene Ontology annotation, cellular component: cytoplasm. Lineage: Eukaryota; Fungi; Basidiomycota; Wallemiomycetes; Wallemiales; Wallemiaceae. Bases 49 to 918 code for a protein of 289 amino acids.
CGACAACCGAGUGACUGUGACCUUGGAGUUAAACAUUUACUUUGAAAAAUGAGAUUGAUUAUUAGAGAUGAUAAAUCUUCUGUUGGUGCAUUCACAGCAACUUAUAUCGCAAAGCGUAUCAAUGAGUUUAAACCAACAGAAGAUCACCCUAACUUCGUACUUGGUUUGCCAACUGGUAGCUCACCACUGCCUGUUUAUCACAAAUUGAUUGAACUUUACGUGCGCGAUAAAGUAUCUUUCAAGGACGUUAUUACAUUUAACAUGGACGAGUAUGUUGGCAUUCCAAAAUCACACCCUGAAUCAUACCAUUCUUUUAUGUUUGACAAUUUUUUCUCCAAAGUUGACAUUGAUCCAAAGAACGCUCAUAUUUUAAAUGGUGAAGCAGAUAACCUGGUUGAAGAAUGUGAGAAAUACGAAGAACUAAUCGAAUCAGUUGGUGGUAUCGAUCUCUUCUUGGGCGGAAUUGGAGAAGACGGACACAUUGCAUUCAAUGAACCAGGAUCAUCACUCGCUUCACGCACACGUAUGAAAACUCUCGCUUAUGACACCAUUGUCGCGAAUGCGCGCUUUUUCGACAAUGACAUACAAAAGGUACCAAGAAUGGCGCUCACAGUUGGUAUUGCUACAGUCAUGUCUGCUCGUGAAGUUAUUAUUCUCAUCACAGGCAAGCAUAAAGCACCAGCACUUGCAAAGUCUAUCGAAGAAGGUAUGAACCACAUGUGGACAGUCAGUGCAAUCCAACAACACCCAUGGGCUAUGGUAGUUGCUGAUGAAGAUGCCACACUCGAACUUCGCGUCGGUACUGUUCGUUACUUUAAGAGUAUAGAAAGUGUUCAAGCAGAACAAGAACUUAAAUACGGUAAUGCGGCACUUAGACCAAAGCAGAGAUCAAUACACGCAUCAUCACCACGUUUCUAAUGACUUGGUUGCUUAUUUUACGUUUUUAUCUUUUUCACAUAUGCAUCUUCCAUUCUUAUCUU